Messenger RNA from Python bivittatus (Burmese python), 1961 nucleotides. RefSeq names its product trophoblast glycoprotein (gene TPBG). Gene Ontology annotation, biological process: negative regulation of canonical Wnt signaling pathway. Gene Ontology annotation, molecular function: protein binding. NCBI's taxonomy places the organism in Eukaryota, Metazoa, Chordata, Lepidosauria, Squamata, Pythonidae. Gene Ontology annotation, cellular component: plasma membrane. The record is from RefSeq and is a predicted model, not a curated record.
CGACCGCGCGCAUCUUCCUCUGGAAACGCAACCGCUGGAGCUCGCGGGCAUUGCCUUCCUAGGAUUGGAGGGUGGCCGGACGUGAAACAGAAAACGACCAUCCCUGGGGCUGCUCCUCUACUUCCAAGACCGCGGUGUCCCAGCCCAGCUGCCUGUGUGGAAGAAAUUGUGACUUCCCUCCAGGCUUCCUUUCUCCACCUUCCAGCUUGACCAAGAAGCAGCCCUCCAGGGAGUGCUGGAGCUAAGGGUUGUUUGGAGACAGAACCAGCCCAGGGAGCACCACAGGAGAACAGGCCCUGGCAAGAGGCGGUGAUGCUGGGGUGCUCUCUUUGGGGCUGUGCACCCCCUACGUUAAGUGGGGAGAGGCGAGGAGUUGGGGGACUGGAGCUGCUGCUCCUGCUGCUCCUCUCCAGCUGGGUUUGGGCUCAGCAGCCACGACUGCCAACCGCCCUGUGCCCUGCGCUAUGUGAGUGCUUCGAGGCAGCCCAAACAGUGAAGUGCAUCAACAAGAAUUUGACAGAGGUGCCUCCCGAGUGGCCACCUUUCGUGCAGGACCUCUUUCUCACCAGUAACUGCAUCAGGAACCUCUCCUCUGCCUCCUUCCUCUCCGCCUCUCUCUCGGAGCUCAGCAGCCUCAACCUGAGGGGCAACCAGCUGAGCCGGGUGGGCGCUGAGACUUUCGCAGGGCUGCCCCACCUGAAGCAGCUGGACCUGAGUGAUAAUGCACUCACUUGGCUCAGCCCCAAGGCCCUGGGCAAUGCCAGCAGCCCCUUGGAGGAACUGGACUUGAGCAACUCCCUCUACAAUCACAGCAUCGUGCUCCUCGUUGCCGAGCUGCUCCAGAUGGGCACGCUUCUCAACUUGAAGCGCUUGGACCUGUCGGAUAACAAUCUGAUUUAUCUGCCGGCCAGCAUGUUCUCCACGCUGCCCAAUCUGGAGCACCUGGAUGUGCAUAACAACUCUCUGGUGAGUUUGCAUAACGUGUUCUUUGGGAGCCUCCGCCGGCUGCAGAGCUUCAAUCUCAGCAGCAACGCUUUGAAGACCCUGAGGAAUGACACCCUCCAGCAGCUGCAGGGCCUCCCCUUGCUGGCUCUCAACCUCAGCCUCAACCCCUGGGUCUGUGACUGCCACAUCGAGGACUUGGUGAACUGGCUGAAGGAGAACAAGCAGGUGGAGGCCAAAGGGGCCCUCAAGUGCUCCUAUCCCCAGGAGUCACAAGAGCGCUCUUUGGUGAGCAUCAAUGUGUCACAGCUCAGCUGCCUGCUUCCUAUCGAUGACCAGACCCCGCUGCAGACCUCUUACGUCUUCCUUGGGAUAGUCUUGGCCCUCAUUGGUGCCAUUUUCCUUCUGGUUUUAUAUUUGAACCGAAAGGGGAUCAAAAAGUGGAUGUAUAAUAUCAGAGAUGCCUGUAGAGACCACAUGGAGGGCUAUCACUACAGGUACGAGAUCAACACAGAUCCCAGGCUAACAAACCUGAACUCCAACUCAGAUGUCUGAAGAUACACUAUGGGGAAGUGGGCCUGAUGCAUGAUAGCCAUGCAUGAAAUGUAGACUUUAGCUUUAUUCCUUCCCUCCAUCUACUUCCUGCCCCCUUUUCACCUAGACAUCAGAGACUUCACAUGUGCAGAGAAUUAUGCCUCCCUGCACAACAUUCACAUUAUUGUUAUUAUGAAUGAGGUGCAUGGUACCAGGCUAUAUGUAAGAAACCCGUUACUACCUUCCAGCCUGUUUUCUUUGCAACUCACUACCAGUUCGUGGUUGGAUAUUUCUCAGCAUCUAAAAAGAUAAGGAACAUUUCCCUCUUUGUUUCCCCCUCUGAUAUUUUCAAAGCAUGAGCGCAUAUUAAAAAGUACCAUUCAACAAAGACUGCCUCAACUUUUUUUGAGAGAAAUGUUUUACUGAUUGCUAGAAGGUUGUCUUUAUGCCUCCUAAUUGUGAAGAGGCCUAUAGAUUGCAUACAU